Amoebophrya sp. A25 is the source of this 390-nucleotide messenger RNA. NCBI's taxonomy places the organism in Eukaryota, Dinophyceae, Syndiniales, Amoebophryaceae. The record is from the annotation of a GenBank genome assembly.
GUUGCGGUGGUGGCUAUUUCGCUGACGUCGAGGAGAUCAUCGUCAGCGCUGCUGAUGUUGGGGAAUCUACUUCUACAGAUCAGGAGAAAGACAAGAUGGAGGUGAUCGUGAAAACGAAAACUACGCCCAACGACAAUGCGGAACCGGAGGCUUAUGUAGAAGAGGAAAUGAUCCAAGAUGUCAGCCUUAUCGAGGAGGAACAUGAUAGUGCUCUCAUGUGCGAUAGAAGUAGGAAGAGCAGCACUAUCGACUUUUCUGCUGUACUACCGGAUCUGCACGAGGAUAUUAUAGGUCUGGACCCACCGACGCCAUCAGAACAAAUUUUAGUCCGCGAGCUACCUUCGCGAGAAACGGUGACAACUUCUGGGAUUUUGGCGGCGAAAGGGAGAG